Formica exsecta is the source of this 333-nucleotide messenger RNA. RefSeq lists its product as uncharacterized. Gene Ontology annotation, biological process: sensory perception of smell; detection of chemical stimulus involved in sensory perception of smell. The annotation marks the transcript as partial. Gene Ontology annotation, cellular component: plasma membrane. The transcript is spliced from 3 exons. The record is from RefSeq and is a predicted model, not a curated record. NCBI's taxonomy places the organism in Eukaryota, Metazoa, Arthropoda, Insecta, Hymenoptera, Formicidae. Gene Ontology annotation, molecular function: olfactory receptor activity; odorant binding.
CUCUUUCAGGCGCUGACAUUUAGAUAUGAUGCUGAGAGAUUUUUGUUACCUUUAUUAAGCGUGAUCACUUAUAUAUCGUACAUAUUUAUAGGCGAUUAUGUUGCACAAGAAGUUAUGGAUCACAAUAAUGAUGUAUUUGUCACUGUAUACGAUAUUCAGUGGUAUACAGCUUCCUUAAACAUACAAAAAAUGAUACUGUUCUUAUUGCAAAGAAGUACCAAGAUUUUCAGUCUAAAUAUUGCUGGAUUGAUUGUGGGAUCAUUGGAAGGUGCAGUUACGUUGUUGAGUACCACACUAUCAUAUUUCACCGUUCUUUACUCUAUACGGACUUGA